CUAUUCCAUCCCUCUUACGGGGAGUCGUCGCCGUCAUCUCCCCCUUCUCCUCCUCCUCCACGAAUAAAAGAAGAACUAAAAAGGAGCAGUCUUGCCAAUUCUCAUGGAGGCGGCGAGAAGAGCGUCAGCCUCUCCCCUCCUCCGCCGCCGGCUGCUGCCGGCCGGCGGCUCCUCGGCGUGCGGUCCGGCGCGGCGGUGGGUGACGUACAUGCCGCGGCCGGGCGACGGGGCGCCGCGGACGGUGACGCUGAUCCCGGGCGACGGCAUCGGGCCGCUGGUGACGGGCGCCGUGCGGGAGGUGAUGGAGGCGAUGCACGCGCCGGUGGCGUUCGAGAGCUACGCCGUGCACGGCGACAUGCCGGCGGUGCCCGGCGAGGUGGUGGAGUCCAUCCGGCGCAACAAGGUCUGCCUGAAGGGCGGCCUCGCCACCCCGCUCGGCGGCGGCGUCUCCUCCCUCAACCUCCAGCUCCGCAAGGAGCUCGACCUCUUCGCCUCCCUCGUCCACUGCUCCAACCUCCCCGGCCUCCCCACCCGCCACUCCGGCGUCGACAUCGUCGUCAUCAGGGAGAACACCGAGGGCGAGUACGCCGGCCUCGAGCACGAGGUCGUCCCCGGCGUCGUCGAGAACCUCAAGGUGAUAACAAAGUUCUGCUCGGAGCGCAUUGCCCAAUAUGCCUUUGAGUUUGCGUACCUGAACAACAGGAAGAAAGUAACAGCUGUGCAUAAAGCCAACAUUAUGAAGCUCGCAGAUGGUCUUUUCCUAGAAUCCUGUCGUGAGGUUGCAACAAAGUAUCCAGGGAUUAAGUAUAAUGAAAUUAUUGUGGAUAACUGUUGUAUGCAACUUGUUUCAAAGCCUGAGCAGUUUGAUGUCAUGGUUACCCCAAAUCUGUAUGGAACUCUGGUAGCGAAUGUAGCUGCUGGUAUUGCUGGAGGAAGCGGUGUGAUGCCAGGAGGUAAUGUGGGUCAAGAUCAUGCCAUUUUUGAGCAAGGUGCUUCGGCGGGCAACGUGGGGAACCCCAAAAUCGUGGAGCAAAAGAAGGCGAAUCCUGUGGCACUUCUUCUGUCAUCGGCAAUGAUGUUGAGGCAUCUGCAGUUCCCCUCAUUUGCCGACCGACUAGAGACUGCCGUCAAUCGAGUGAUCUCGGAAGGCAAGUACAAAACCAAGGACUUGGGAGGAGAUAGCUUGACCCAAGAGGUUGUUGAUGCAGUCAUUGCAGCGCUCGACUGAGGUUGCUCUCAUCUGUCAUAGGAUCGUUUUGAUCAGGGCAAUCAGCAAACUAUUUGUUGGAAAAGUGUAUAUUUUCCUUUCCUUUUUUUUUUUCCCAAGUUCAUUGAUAUUUUAUUUAGGCAUCUCCCACUUCUUGCACUGGUUCUGGAGCUCGUGGGAAAGGCAUAAAAGAUGGAUUAUUUUGUGCAGCUGUUCACUGAUUCCUCGUAUCCGUGGGCAUGCAUCGAAAUGCAAUUUCGAUAAUAAAAAGGUUCUUUUAAACUGCCUUAUGCAUUUGAAUGCAGUUUUUAUUCUAA
This is a messenger RNA of Ananas comosus (pineapple), 1524 nucleotides long. RefSeq names its product isocitrate dehydrogenase [NAD] regulatory subunit 1, mitochondrial-like. The record is from RefSeq and is a predicted model, not a curated record. The transcript has 4 exons. Gene Ontology annotation, molecular function: isocitrate dehydrogenase (NAD+) activity. Gene Ontology annotation, cellular component: mitochondrion. Lineage: Eukaryota; Viridiplantae; Streptophyta; Magnoliopsida; Poales; Bromeliaceae. The coding region runs from base 104 to 1228 and encodes 374 amino acids. Gene Ontology annotation, biological process: isocitrate metabolic process; tricarboxylic acid cycle.